AUACGCGGGCGCACCAGAUGACCAGAAUAACAACAGCACGCCGCGGGCCGCGACCGACAUACGCCGCAUCAGUAAUUCACACAGAUCGCGGCGACGUCACGCUGGACAUCAAUUUAAUUGUAAACAUGAGUUGUCGCAACAAAGCCAUGGAUUUGGUUAAAUGUUGUAACAUGUCCAGUGCGCCCUGUAUAUAACGCGCACCGCCGCCACUAGUACACCACCCGCCCGGCCGAGCCGAGCUACCAACAUGAGAACCAGCGUGAUCAUACUAGUGCUGGCAGUGAGCGCGCUGGCUGCGGCCGCGCCGAGUGUCCGGUACAGCAGGGUGGUGUACUCCGCGCCGCGCUACUCGGCCGCCCUCGUGCGCGCCCCGGCCGUGCUCUCCGUCAGCAGGGUCGUGGCCGUGCCGCGAGUGGUGACGGUGAGCAGAGUGGUGUCGGCGCCGCUCGUGGCGCGCUACGUGCUGCCCGCGCCCGCUCGCCUGGCACUCGCCUGGUAGCCAGCCUCCGCUCAACUUGAGGCAAUACGUGGCAAUACGCAAGCAGAGGACAGACAGUUCCGUUCCACCGAACCUUUAUUUUUUUAACAAUAAAAAUUAUUAUUAUAUUUUUUACAAACUUUUAUUUCGCACACAAUAAUCUAAUAAUCAGUACUUUCACUAGUGGUUUAUUUUGAACUGCGUGACUAAAUUCGUAGCCCGAUCACGAAAGAAAGAUAUGUAUAUCAAGGGCCAUUUAAAGAUGUUUGUAUGGUUUUUAUUUGAUGUUUACUUCCUGGCAUUAGAACUAAGGAAUAUAAGACUGUCAUUAUAUAGACUGUUUUGCAGCUGUAUAUUAGCUGUUAUAAUAUAUAUAAGUAUGAGAGUCUGCAGUAUGGCACGCAUGCUGUAUGGUUGUGCGCUCUGGGUGACGUCCUGCGACUGGCAGGCGUGGUGGUACUGUAAGUGCAGCCAAGCAGCUUCAGCCAGGAAGCGAAGUGGUGGAAUUAUACGCAACUAUAGCACGCAACGCGACGUCAGCUGAAACUGAAGUACAGCGUGCGCAGGCGCCGCCAGUCAGUCGAGUUCGUACCUCGCAUCCAACAUGGACGCACGCACGCAACUGGUGAUGCUGUGCGCAUGCACUAUGGCGCUGGGCGAGCCGUUCGGGCAGGCGCUGCCCCGGCGCAGUCGCUACGGCACGUACGCCGACGAGUACUCGCGCGACUUCGAGCCGUACUACUUCGCGGCGGUACCGCUGCACGCGCCCGUGCCCGUGCUGCGCGUGCUCAGCCCGGCGCCGCUGCAGAACCGCGAGCGUGUGCUCACAGCGCCCUCGCGGCACCAGCCCAUGUACGCGCGUGCCCCGUACCACGACGCCUCGUACGAGGUCGAAGCCUACGAACCGCCGCAGUAUGACAGGUACGCGGCCGCGGCCAACCAGCUGAGCCAGUCGCCGCCGCUGUACGUGGCGACGGCGAGCAGCGGCGCGGCCGACGAGCCGACCGUGCUGUACGCGCGGCCCACGGCGCAGGGCGGCUACACGUACCACGCGGCGCCGGCGCUGCCCCGGCCCGGGCCCGCCAAGCGCGCCCCGGCGGCCGACUCCCCUUAUAUGAUAAGAGUGCACAAGUACAGGGUCGUCAAGGAUCGGUAGUCCCUACACAUGUUGUUCAAAUAUCCAUAAGUAGUGCGUACACCUAAUACAACUGACCAUGUACAUAUUAAAGUAGUACUUACAGUAAUUCAAACAUUAUUUAUUGAGAUACACCUCGCUCCACGUGUAUCUUCUCGUAUUUAUCGUAAUUUUAAGCUACAUUUAGUUUCGUUUGUAAAACUACUCUGUAGAACAUAAGUAAUAAAUAAGUUACAAUAAGUCUCAUGUACUCCUGACUACACAUGCCGCUGCCUGCUUGUUGUAUUGUUGCUGCGAUGUCGAUAGCGCUGUUGUACGACAGUGUAAUGUAUAACUGUGUUACACGUGCUCAUCAUUGUAUGUGUGUACCACAAUCCAACGCUCAGUCGCUAUAUUAUAUCGUCAUAAAUCUCCAUUACGAUAUUCCUCCGUUUUACAUUUGUAAGAUAUUCACAAGGAAAGCUCUCCCGAGUAAUGUAAUUCAAUCGAAUUUAUUUAGAUUUAAGUAUCUAGUAAUUAAAUAAUAUAUCUAAUUUUGA
Messenger RNA from Spodoptera frugiperda (fall armyworm), 2152 nucleotides. RefSeq lists its product as uncharacterized. The record is from RefSeq and is a predicted model, not a curated record. Lineage: Eukaryota; Metazoa; Arthropoda; Insecta; Lepidoptera; Noctuidae. The transcript is spliced from 4 exons. The coding region runs from base 1083 to 1634 and encodes 183 amino acids.